Candidula unifasciata is the source of this 498-nucleotide messenger RNA. The record is from the annotation of a GenBank genome assembly. NCBI's taxonomy places the organism in Eukaryota, Metazoa, Mollusca, Gastropoda, Stylommatophora, Geomitridae.
AUGUGCCCACACAUCGCCUGUCUAUGCCCACACAUCGCCUGUCUGUGCCCACACAUCGCCUGUCUAUGCCCACACAUCGCCUGUCUGUGCCCACACAUCGCCUGUCUGUGCCCACACAUCGCUUGUCUGUGCCCACACAUCGCCUGUCUGUACCCACACAUCGCCUGUCUGUGCCCACACAUCGCCUGUCUAUGCCCACACAUCGCCUGUCUAUGCCCACAUAUCGCCUGUCUGUGCCCACACAUCACCUGUCUGUGCCCACACAUCACCUGUCUGUGCCCACACAUCGCCUGUCUAUGCCCACACAUCGCCUGUCUAUGCCCACACAUCGCCUGUCUGUGCCCACACCUAGCCUCUCUGUGCCAACACAUCGCCUCUCUGUGCCCACACAUCGCCCGUCUGUGCCCACACCUAGCCUGUCUGUGCCCACACAUCGCCCGUCUGUGCCCACACAUCGCCCGUCUGUACCCACACAUCGCCCUCUGUGCCCACACCUAG